Molecule: messenger RNA, 788 nt
Organism: Ectocarpus sp. CCAP 1310/34
Lineage: Eukaryota; Phaeophyceae; Ectocarpales; Ectocarpaceae
Source: the annotation of a GenBank genome assembly
AUGUGGAUACUUGCUCUGAAAAGCGUGCGGGCUGAGGGCGUGUUCAACCGUUCCCUAUUCGUGAUGGAGGAUGAGGUGUGGACGGUGGACAUAGAGCAAAGCAUCAAGCUUCUCGCGACCAUUUUCUACUUCAGGUACGAGGCAGCAUUUGCCGGUGUUGCGACCACUCCAGGCGAUCUGCUCCGCAGCGUGAAUGACAGCGUCAAGAACUACGUGGACCUCAUCCGAGUGGCCAUCGUCAAGCUUGGCAAGAAGAGGACGACAGACACCUGCCCAACUUCUAGGUCGAUGCGCGAGCAAUGCCUGAGGAUCAAGUCUGUCGACGGGGCAAGAUGGAUUCAAAGACCACAUGCCAGAACGAGACUUCAACGGGAAGGGUUGGGGUAUCAACCCCAAGGCGAAGGGCAGCAACGCGUCAGUACUCACAGGAGAGAAUUGCGUUAUGUGGAUGUCGGAGCGUUCUUACAUCGGUCCCGAUGGGAAGAUGGUCACGAUGACGUGCGGUUGCGACCCGGUGAAGGCCUUAAAGCAUAACUGUAGGGCGUGCGGGUGCAAAGGGCGCAAGUACUCCCUCGCUUGCGGCUGCAGGGGCCGUUGCCAUUUGGCUCGCAAGCCUGUACCCGGUGCACCGACCGGCCAGGCCACGUACUCCGGUCCUGCCGGUGCUGCACACUCCGCAGUCGUUGCCAGCGCCAUGACGGCUCUUCUGGCGUCCCGGAACGCUAGAACGGACGAGGAAGAGGAAGACCCGGACGAUCCCGGUUCGGACGAUGACGACACUGGCCGUU